Myotis davidii is the source of this 479-nucleotide messenger RNA. RefSeq names its product kallikrein-14. Lineage: Eukaryota; Metazoa; Chordata; Mammalia; Chiroptera; Vespertilionidae. The coding region runs from base 1 to 378 and encodes 125 amino acids. The record is from RefSeq and is a predicted model, not a curated record. The transcript is spliced from 3 exons. Gene Ontology annotation, biological process: proteolysis; epidermis morphogenesis; seminal clot liquefaction. Gene Ontology annotation, molecular function: serine-type endopeptidase activity.
AUGCCAAGUGGCCUCCAGUUUGGAGGCCCAGAGCUCAGCAGAGAACCCUGGACCCCUGUGCAGAACCCAACGGAGCAGCUGGGUCCAGCCAGGUACCCCAACGCUCUGCAGUGCGUGAACAUCCGCGUCACCUCUCGUCAGCAAUGCCAGCAGGCCUACCCCGGCGCCAUCACCGCCGGCAUGGUCUGUGCGGGAAUCCCGGAAGGCGGGAAGGACUCCUGUCAGGGAGACUCCGGAGGACCCCUGGUGUGCAACGGGAAACUCCAGGGCCUGGUGUCCUGGGGGAUGGAGCGCUGUGCCCUGCCUGGCUACCCCGGAGUCUACACCAACCUCUGCCAGUACUACGACUGGAUCCAGCAAACCAUUCUGAGCGCGUGAUCACCAGUGUGAGGGAAUAUUGAUGCCCACCUGCUGCCCACACCUGCUCUCUCCACUCAAGACCAGUGGCUCCUCUCGCAGCCCCAGGAGCCCAGGCCCCC